This is a messenger RNA of Oxyura jamaicensis (ruddy duck), 2184 nucleotides long. RefSeq names its product synapse associated protein 1 (gene SYAP1). Lineage: Eukaryota; Metazoa; Chordata; Aves; Anseriformes; Anatidae. The transcript is spliced from 9 exons. The record is from RefSeq and is a predicted model, not a curated record. Gene Ontology annotation, cellular component: cytoplasm; synapse. The coding region runs from base 84 to 1169 and encodes 361 amino acids.
GUGACGUAUGCGGAAGGAGCGGCGGGGCUCGGCCGUUGGCCGGCGGAGGGCUGCUGUUAACUGCCGUUAACGGGCCGGCCGCCAUGUUGCGUGGGCUGGGCAGCUGGCUGGGGCUGGAGCGGGCGGGAGAGGAGAAGCUGCUGCUGCCGGCCGAGGAGGGCGGCGGUCCCGCUGAGGAGGAGGAGCAGAAGCAGCAGCAGCGGGAGGAGGAGGAGGAGGAUGAAGCCGUGCGGAGCCAGGAGCGGGCGGACUCGGAGGCGCUCCUCAGCCAGGCCAAGGGACUCGGCAGUUACCUCUUCAAUUUUGCCACUGCUGCCACAAAAAAGAUAUCUGAAUCCGUUGCCGAAACAGCACAGACCAUAAAGAAGUCUGUAGAAGAAGGAAAAAUCGACAGUAUCAUUGAUAAGACAAUUAUCGGAGACUUUCAGAAGGAACAAAAGAAGUUUGUCCAAGAACAGCAAACAAAAAAAUCAGAAGCAGCAGUUCCUCCAUGGGUAGACAGCAAUGAAGAAGAGACAAUUCAACAACAAAUACUGGCCUUAUCAGCAGAUAAACGAAACUUUCUAAGGGAUCCUCCAGCAGGUGUUCAGUUUAAUUUUGACUUUGAUCAAAUGUACCCUGUUGCGAUGGUGAUGUUACAAGAAGAUCAACUUCUCAAUAGGAUGAGGUUUGAUCUGGUCCCUAAACAUGUAAAGGAGGAGGUGUUCUGGAGAAAUUAUUUCUACAGAGUGUCCCUAAUUAAACAGUCUGCACAGCUCACCGCACUUGCUGCUCAACAGCAAGCAGUAGGAAAAGAAGAGAACAAAGGCAGAGAAGAAGAUAGUCAACUGACAGAAACAAUACGGCCAAAAACACCACCUGUUACAAUAAAGCCUCAGAUAAAAUCUCAAGAGGAUGAGGAAGAGAUUUCCACAAGUCCAGGUGUAUCAGAAUUUGUGAGUGAUGCCUUUGAUGCCUGUAAUUUGAAUCAGGAAGACCUAAGAAAAGAAAUGGAACAACUGGUGCUAGACAAAAAGAGAGAAGAGACUUCAGUAGUAGAAGAAGAGACUGCUGAUUGGGAAAAAGAAUUGCAACAAGAGCUUCAAGAGUAUGAGGUGGUGACAGAAUCAGAAAAACGUGAUGAAAACUGGGAUAAAGAAAUAGAAGAAAUGCUGCAAGAAGAAAGUUAAGCAUUUUCACAAAAUCACUAUAACCCUAAACUUUUUCUGAAAACUGACAUGGAUUUCUGCUUUCAUGUUUUGUUUCCUAAAGAUCUUCAAAAGACGUAAAAGAAUCUAAAAUUGUUAUAAUUCCAUAUUGGGAUACAACCAGUAUUUCUGUUCUUUAUAUGAGCAAUUUCUGAACUUCUUCAUUCUUUUAAAGAAAAAAAGACAGACGCUGCAGGUUAUAUCUAAUAAUUAAAAAUGGUAACAUAAGUCCAUGAAGCAACAGUUUAGUUUGAGGCAUUCUUAGCUGGUCAAGAAGCUCUGCAAGGAGAUUGCUAAAUCUAAGAAUCUGAAGUUAAGAUUGUCUACAGCCUUCCGUUUGGGAUGUAAAAAUGGAUGUUGUGACUUAGUCCCUGAAAAAAACACUUGCAUUGUGUUUGCACUCUGAUCCCUGUAUAAUCUGUAAAUGUGUAUUAUUUUAAGGUACUUGUGGCUAGUAGCUUUCUUGUGUAUUUAACUUCCUUAACAUAUGUAGCCAAAGAAUGUAUAGAAUACCCUAUCAAAUAACUUAUAAUGUUUAAAAUACUCAUUCAGACUCCAAAAGAAGUACUGGUUUAUUAUUGAUUGGGUAUGAUUAACUGGCAAACAUUUAAACAAGAACAGAGUUCCUGCCUUCUCGAGUUAACCUGUUGUUUUUAUUAAAUCUUCUUAUUAAGAUACUGCCUUUUCCCAUAGAGGAAAACAGUUGAAUGCAUUCUUUAUUUGGAUAAAUGCUAUGUUUCCAUUUAAUUUUGCUGAGUGAGAAGAAAUUAAAUGUUUCUUUUUAAGUGCUGAAACAUUUAUGUAGAACUUUGGCUGGUUUGGACAUCUUUAUUAAAUACUGUAGAUAUGUAUAAAAUUGGCUCAUUUAUUUGGAGGGAGAGCAUGGUGAGGGACAAAAGUUUCAGACUUCAUGCAGUUUUCAAAACUAUUCUUUGUCACAGUGUUUAAGAUGUGGAAUUUAAAUAAAAAGUUUUCUUUAAAGGAUUUUUUAUCCUUA